This is a messenger RNA of Cuscuta europaea, 2643 nucleotides long. Lineage: Eukaryota; Viridiplantae; Streptophyta; Magnoliopsida; Solanales; Convolvulaceae. The record is from the annotation of a GenBank genome assembly.
AAUUUUAGGACGAGCCCUUUGGCGAUCACACUCUGGUGCUGAUUCUUUCAUUGUCGUGCGGUACUCGUGCCAUCAGAAGUCAAAGAAGGGAAAUGGGAUAUACAAAACGUCUGCAGACUCUGAAAUACAUACGAGGGUUUCUUGCCUUCUUGGAGGAAGAUAAACACGCCAUGGCUCCUGGGCGUAAAUGUCGACCAAAAGGGGUGAAGAUGACCGGUGACUAAAAUUAAUCGACUAAAGCUCACUGAAGAGUUAAUGGAUCGUCCUAGAUAUUCGGUUGAUAUGGGUAACCUCGAGCGCAACCGAACGAAAGAGCUUGCGAGGAAGAGAUCCCGCAAAGGUAAAUCACAUAUCGGCUCUUCAUCUCAAAGUCAAGAUGAUUUUGAUACGGGUUACGUAAGGAGGGAUGGGGAUGCGAUGACCGACGAACAACUAGAACAAGAAUUGCAUCGGCAUAAUUCCCGCUUUUUUCAAGACCAACCGAGGACCAUUGACGAAGAAGAGCUCGAGGACGAGGACGACGAUGUGGAGGAAGCAAUUCCGGAGAGCCACGACGACGAGGAGGAGGGUGGCGGCAGCCAUGACGCCGAUCAAGCAGCCUCAUCCCAAACAGGUACAAAAAAAAGUAAAUCUGAAUUAAUGGCUAAUAAUUUUUCUAAGUGGAAGGACCCGAACACCGGGAAUUGGACCGCAACUUGCAAUUGGUGCAAGAAAAACUAUAGCUUGGGGAUUUCCGGCGGAUACGGAUCCGCCACAAGACACCUUAAGUCCAAACACCCGGUGGAGUAUGCAAAAUUAGGCGGCGGAACGGGGAAGCAAACGCAAAUAUCGAGGUUUGCAAAUAACCAACAAGCUUUUGGUAAUUUCUCAUACAAUGAUGCACAAAAUUUGACAGGUAUGGCUAACUUACUUGUUGAAGAAAAUUUGUCUUAUUUGUUUUCUGAAAGUCUUGCUUUUCGUGAUUAUGUACAAACUUGUUUAAAUCCGCAAUAUAGAGGUUAUAGUCGCAAAACGGUUAAGAAAGAAAUUUCAAGGCUUUAUGGUGCGGAAAAGGUAAGGUUACAAAAUUAUUUUGCAAACUUUGAUGGACGUGUUACUGUAUGUUCUGACAUAUGGGAGGAUACUUAUCAUAAUUUACAUUAUUUGGGUCUGACUGUACAUUAUAUUGAUAAUGAUUGGCAUAUGCAUAAACGUGUUCUUGCUUUCCGUGAAUUUAAUGAUCGUCACACCGCUGAACAUAUUUAUAUUUUGAUUGAACGUAUUUUAAUUGAGUAUAAUUUAAUUGAUAAGGUGUUUGCUAUUGGUUUUGAUAAUGCUACUAAUAAUACUGCUGCUAUUCCUAGAUUGCGUGAAUUGUGUGGUUCUACUUCUUUGAUUGGUAGAUUUUUUCAUCAACGAUGUGCAUGUCAUGUUCUAAAUUUAUGUGUGCAAGAUGGUCUAAAAGCGUUGGGAGCAUCGUUGGAGGUAGUCAAGGGGGGGAUUAGACGUAUUUGGGGUAAUGGACAACUUAGAAAAAAAUGGCAUGAUUAUUUGAUAGAAAGAGGUGAGAGAUAUGUGGCUUUUCCAAAAGAUUUGUCUAUUCGUUGGAAUAGUACCUAUAAGUUAAUUGGAGUUCUUCUUAGAUAUAAACAACAUUUUCCUGCUUUUAUGAAACAAUAUGAUAACUAUAUUAUAAACUCGGCUGAGAUCGACAUCUGUGAAAAAAUUUGUAAUGCUUUGAUAUAUUUUAAUAAUGCAACUGAAACUUUUAGUCAUGUUUAUAAACCUACCUCAAACCAAUUUAUUCGUGAAGCUGUUAAUCUCGCCGGUGCUUUUUCAAAUUUUGAGAAUGCUGAUUAUGUGAGUUAUUUUGCUGGUUUUAUGAAGGAAAAUUUUUUAAAAUAUUAUUCACAUAUUCCGCAUAUUUAUGGUAUUGCAUUUGUUCUCGAUCCUCAUUUUAGACUUGGUUCUUUAGAAGAAUGUUUGAAUUAUUAUUAUGCUGCUUUUUUUGGUCCAUUGCCAAUGUAUGAGGACAACCCAAUUGAUCAGAAAAAAGAAUACAACGAGGUUAGUGAUAUAUUUUAUGCAUUAUUCAAUGAGUUUCAUGCACAAUAUGGCAAUGCGCCCCCUCCCCCGACACAAACAUCAUCUAAAGGAAAAUCAAUUUUCAAAUCUACGUUUGCCAAUCUUAUUAAAAAAACAAAAUCAACUCCCGCUACACAACAAAGCACAAUUAAUGAAAUUUCUUUGUAUUUAUCUUAUGAUGUUGAUUUUGAAGAAGAUGAUGAUUUUGACGCACUAAACUGGUGGAAGGGAAAAGAAAGAAUGUUCCCGAUUUUAGCAAAGAUGGCUAAGCAAGUGUUAUCAAUGCCGGUUUCAACGGUUACCGUGGAACAAGAAUUUAGUUCGGCCGGCAAUGUUCUAACACAAACCAGAACGAGGUUGAGCGCUGAAUCUCUUGAGAUGCUUAUAUGCUACCACGAUUGGUUGAAAGCAGCACGUAGAGCUCAAGAAAUUGACAUCACUCCAUCCCAACACUUUAUGGAUGAAUCUACAACAGAUGGUGGCUCUACCUAUGCCGGAGAUUCCGAUUAAAAACAAUUAUAGUUCCUAUUUAAUUUUCAAAUGUAGUUCCUGUUUCAUUUGAAAUAAAUGCACUUGAAG